Caenorhabditis briggsae is the source of this 8568-nucleotide messenger RNA. Gene Ontology annotation, molecular function: protein binding; calcium ion binding. Gene Ontology annotation, biological process: establishment or maintenance of epithelial cell apical/basal polarity; heterophilic cell-cell adhesion. Lineage: Eukaryota; Metazoa; Nematoda; Chromadorea; Rhabditida; Rhabditidae. The transcript has 50 exons. Bases 1 to 8568 code for a protein of 2855 amino acids. The record is from RefSeq and is a predicted model, not a curated record. Gene Ontology annotation, cellular component: plasma membrane; protein-containing complex.
AUGUCUGGAAAAUUGGAAAUCAUUUCUCUCGAAGAAUUCGACGAACCAUUCGAGGAAAUUCUGAAAUCCGAAGCCGAAGAAGCUGAAAAAUACGCUGACAAAUGGUACGGAAAUUCGAUUGAUUCCUGGGAAACUAUUCGCUUCCCCAAUGACAAUAUUAUGACGAUUUUGAGAUGGUUUUUACAAAUCUCAUCAUUUUUAAUUAUCCUGGGUUACUGUACAAACCCUCAAUAUUAUGACACGGAAAUGUAUAGUGACUGCUUUCAACAAGCACCAGGAUGGUACCAUCUCACCGCCACGUGUAUUUUUCCACUAACCCAAUUCGAACGAAACUACUCGACAGCAGCUCAAAUGUGUGGAGCUGUGAACCACAGUAUCGGUUAUCGAGAAACGAAUUGGUUGAUAGCUUUACAACUUUUGGAACUUUUCAUGAAAGAAAAAAGUCGAGAUCUAAUGAAAUUGUACUGGACAGGAUUAAUUGUGAAAAACGAUGAAGUGAUUGUAGUUGAAUCAGCAGAUGCCACUGAUGAUACCAUGAAUGUGGCCGAUUUCACAUCAAUGUACAAUCCGUUGUGGGCUGAAGGGCAACCUCCAGAGGAUCUCACAUCAAGACAACUUGCGGGUAGUUGCAUUGCAUUAGAUCUCAGAAACUCUUCAAAUUUUGGAUGGAGAGCUCUUCCAUGCUCAUAUCAACUACCAAUUCUGUGUCAGAACUAUGCUUGUCUUCCGGGAACAUUUCGAUGUGCUGACAAUUCAAAAUGCAUACCUUCCUCAUUUCAACACGACGGAUUCAAGGAUUGUCUUGAUGGAUCUGAUGAAUUCGUGGAUGAAGUUCUUCCUAUUUCUUCGUCAACUCCAAAUUCGAUUUUAUCAAGUAUUUUGCGAGUGAAUCCGAUUUAUGAAUGGCCAAUGAUUGUAUCGAGCGGGGGAGUUUUAUCUCCAACAACGCUGAGAUACGGAAAAGGAGAAUGUACGCAUAAAUGGACUGUUUUGUCUCCCAAUGAUCAUCAUUUCAUUAUUUGGAUAAAAUGGAUGUCCCCAGUAACAUCGACUACUAUUGCAAUAGAAGGAAAGGAUCAAAACGGCAGAAUAUUUCUGAAUUCUAGAAACGCAACGUCAUCUAUCACUCUGACAUCUUCGUCUUUCCUUUUGACUGCUUCUAAUACGGAUACCAGAAAAAUCGAAUUCCAAGUUCAUUACCAAGAUGCAGACAAUUCCCUAUGUAAACUGACUGAACGAAAUCAACUAUUUUUCAAUUCUGAACUCAUUCCGAUGUCUUGCAACUACCAUUUCUCAACCCAGAUUCCCUCUUCAUACGUGGCACUUUUGUUACGAAAAUGUGAAGGCAAUGCUCCAGAUGUUGCCACAAUACAAUUCAACAAUAUGACCAUAUCUCUGGCACCAAGAAAAUCCAAAAAGUUAUUAAUUGUGCCGUCGAAUUCUUUGAAUAUCGAUGUCAAAUCAUCAUGGCCAGAUAGUAACACAAAACUGGAUAUUCAAUUUCUUGAAAUAAAAGCUGGAAACGAAGAAAAAGAAGACGUUUUUCUUGUUGAUACUAAUUUGGAAAUUGAGUGGAUACCAAGAUCAAGUGAAAUUUGUAUGAGUGGACAGUUUAGAACUCUCACUGUUAAUAUGAUAAUGACGUCAUCAGAAGAUUUUGAAGGAUCAGAAUCAGUUAGAUCUACGUGGGAUGUGAAGAAGUUUGCAAAAAGCUGCAGUGAAGAUAAUGUUCAGAUUGUAUCUAAAAACCAGUCUGCGUAUCUCACGAAUUCAAGUACAUUUUCUGGAUUCGGACCGACUACUGUAGUCAUCCAUCAAUCUGCUGAACCAUUUGAAUUUCACUCUAUCUACAGUUUCCAAGAAACUCGCAUAGAAGAUUCUGGAAGGUAUUUCGAUGAGAACAAUUCAGAAUUGGAAUCAGCGACAUCAUUCGUAGAAACGACUACCAAUCAAAUACAAAGCAACGGAAUAUGUAAACUUCCAUCUGUGGUAUACGGAUAUAUUAUGCAUGUUUCUGAUGAGAUGUAUCCGAUUGGAACGAUUGUUUUUAUAAAGUGCAAUCAAGGAUAUCUUCUGAGUGACAGUGCGUCGAUACUGCAAUGCACAGAAAACGGAACAUGGGAAGAUGACAACAAGCAUACAUACCCAUCAGAACAUCCGACAGUUCGUUGUCUUCCAAUAAAUUGUCCAUCUCAGACUUCAGUUGAAAUCGAAAAACAUCUCGAUCCGGAUACGUAUGAAACCGCAUACGGAGUCAUCAGACGGUACUUGCAUGCCACAAACUACAACUUCCCGCCGUUUUGUGUUUGUGGAGAUAGUUCGACAUCUUUGAAUUCAUGGAAGUGUUACGACGAUGUAGAAGGAGGGAUCCUGAAUGCUUGUAUUCUUCCACAGACAUCUGAUGCCAUGUUUCUUCCAGCAGGGCGAUUUGUUUUCCGCUCUGGAGAGCCUAUUUAUAUGAACUGCAUGCUAUGCAACACUGUGAUAAAACACUAUACAUGUGAGGAUGGACUUUGGAAAACGUUAGAAGGAUAUGUUGAGCCAUACGGUAGUUUUGAAUGCAGAUGUCAAGACGAGUCUGGCUUCCAAGAUCCUUGCAUGCCAUACGGAUCUUAUGUUCAACAUUCUGGCUUUUACAGUUGCGACUGUAUCAAUGGUUAUAAAUUUUACAAUGGAACAUGCCAGGACAGAAAUGAAUGUGAGGAAGAAUCAGAUUUUUGUGACGAUCACCGGUAUUGUCAAAACACCGCAGGUGGGUUCACUUGUGACUGCCCAACCAAUUACCAUCUUUAUAAUGCAUCGGGAGAAGAUGUUUCUCAUUGGUCUAAAAUCAGUCAAUGGUUGAUUGAUGGAUACAGUUGUGUUGAAACUACCUGUGUGGUCAAAAAUGAUUGGGAGGAUAAAUAUGACAUCAAAGUGAUUUAUCCACCGGAUCCUUCUGUUUAUUACAAAAGUGGCACUGCAAUGGAUUACUUAUACGCAACAAACAUUUGUAAUUCCGAUGGAUACAAGUGUGUAUACCAAUUCCAGCAAUCUUGUAUUCAAGAUAUGUGGAUCACUCAACCCAAUCCAACAAUGGCCUGUCCAGUAUACAAUCUGAUAGAGAGGAAUUUCUCCUACCCAACAGAUGGACGCCCAAAAGUGUUUUGCAAUGCGCAAGCGAGUUGGGAAAUUUUACCCGCAUGCAUUUACCAAAGCUGUUCGAAUAUAACUCAAUUCAUCACCUGGCCUCUUAUCAUACAAAGAAUCGAUCGUCCAUUGGGAGGACGUGGUUUCGAGAUAACGACAGUGGUAAAUUUGGCAUGUGCAGAUGGGUACAGAAUGCCAGAGGGUAAUGGGGCGGUGACAUGUAUCCUUCGAGGAACAAAUUAUGAAUGGGCUCCGGAAAUCCCAAAAUGUAUCUCAACGUCUACAACAUCUUCAUAUACUUCUUCUAAUACAGCGCCAGCUGCAACAACAUUAACUCCAACUGCUUUCACAUUUUUCCCAUUCCUGUCCUCAUCUGGAACCACGCAGUCGUCUCGAGACCCAUCUACAGAGUCCACGUGGCAACCCACUGGAUCAGAAGGCUCUUUUAUAGCAUAUGAUGAUGUUGUGAUUGAAGGAAGUAUGAAAUUCGAAGAGAGAAGCAUUUUGGAUCAACAGGAGCUAUGGACUCACUCUGGAGAUUGGAUAUGGACUCCGACCGGUUGCAUUAUUCAUCAAUGGACAUUCCCUGUCUCUUUCUUAGUCACUUCUGUUCCAAUUCAACUUACUGCUGACCAAAUUGAACUUUUAAUUGAUGUUUCUCAAUGUAAUUCAAGCGUUCAAGUAGGCGUCACAUCUUCAUCUGACGGCUUCAUUCCUUCAAUUUCCGACUUUCGACCUGUGAUGAACACCACGUCAUCAGGAAGUUUUGUUGUGAAAUUGAAAAAUUUGAAACCCAACUUAGCUGUGUCAAUUACUGCCAAUGGAUAUGUCAAAAUAUGUGGAGUGACAAUUCGAGAAAGCGUAUGUGAUGAAGUGGAUUAUGAUGGAUUACAUUUAAAAUCAUCCAAACCGUUUUCCAUGAGAAGACAUCUCUCAGCAACAUGCACCAACAAUCAAAGACUACCUGCGGUAAAUGGAUAUUGUGACAGUCGUAGGGGAUGGGUGAUUCAAAAAACCCCAUGUCUCUGUGAGACAAAACCAAUUUGUGUUACGCCUGCUCCAAUAGCCCAGUUCGAUCAGGUAAAUAAAUGCUCGUUGAAUGUAUGCCAAAAUGGAGAGUGUGUGAAUACUGGAGGAGGAUUUGAUUGUAUUUGCAAUGCUUACUUCAUAAGAGAUAUUCAACCAAACGGAGAUCCUUACUGUCGACCGAACCACUGUGAAUUGACCAGUCAAACUCGAAAUAGUGGAUAUGAUUGUGACACAGGACUCGAUAAUGAUGAGAUCAAAUGCGCAAAUGUAUCAGGAUACUCCUUCUACGGUGAUUUUUGUCAAUACCAAGGCUCUGCUUCAAAUAACAGUUUCAUUUAUAUGGUGAUACGCGGUUCAGAGAACGCAAUUGCAACCAACAUCUGUGACAGUGUGGACACUGAAUAUGCGAUUCCCGGUGUCCGUUGUCUUGUAGAGCCAACAACGACCCCUCAGCCGCAUGAACAAAGUGGAUGUAAUGUAUGCGUUGCCGGCAAUUGUGAAUAUACACCUCCCCCAUUCGACGGUGGUGCCCUUUGCAUUUGUGGUCCAGGAACAUACGGUCGUUCUUGUGGAGUCAGCAAAUUCUGUUUUAAUGAAACCAACAAUCAUCAGUAUUUAUGUCAAAAUGGAGGGACUUGCGAUUUGGACAGAAGAAUAUGUAAUUGCACGUCAAUGUUUGAAGGCGAUCACUGUGAAAUAGCAAAAGAUCUUGAUACCUGCUACGGCGAAAAGGACUGCGCAAACGGAGUAUGUCACAAUGAAAACGGCAAUAUGUACUGUAACUGCUUUGACGGAUACAUUCCAGAUUUCUAUGGGAAUUGUACAAUUCUCUGGGAUAUGUGCCAGCUCAACAAUCCAUGUCAGCAGGGAGGAAAAUGCAUUUUCAAUCAAACAAGUGGAGAGCAAAACUGUGAUUGUAGCAGUACCGGAUGGCUAGGAACUUACUGUGAAAUUCAACCAAAAGUGGACGACUGUUCAGUUUGUCAGAAUUCUAAACACUGUUUCAACAAUUUCACAUUGAAUGUUCGGUGUCAAUGUGAUCUUGGAUUCAGUGGUACUCAUUGUCUUGAUACUGUAAACGACUGUAAUUUCCAUCCAUGUUUUAACGGAGGAAAAUGCGAGACUUUUAAUUACAUUGACGUUCAGAGAGACUUAAUUGAAUCGUAUAACUGCACAUGUCCAACAGGUUUUUCUGGAACAAAUUGCGAAAUAAAAGAGAAUCCAGAUUGCUCACAAUUGAUUACAUGUGAAAAUGGAGGAACAUGUUCAAUAGUUUCUCCGGGAAGCGCCGUCUGUAACUGUACUGAUCAGUUUUUUGGAACUUAUUGCGAGCAAAGAUGUUCAGAUCAGUGUUCUCAUUCUUAUGGAUGCCAUGAAUCUAAUGGAACGAUUUUCUGUGAAUGCUAUGAUGGAUUCUCAAGUCCAUUAUGUGAUCAAGUAGAUGAUGUGUGUAAGGCGAACGUUCUUUUGUGUCAAAAUUCAGGCACGUGCAAUUCUACGACUUCUGAAUGUGAUUGUCCUGAAUUUUUCAGUGGAACUUAUUGUGAAACUAACACGGAUAAAUGCCAAACUAACUCAAUAAUAUGUGAAAACAAUGGAUCAUGUGUUCCACAAUCAGGAAUCUGUGAAUGCCGUCCGAACUUCACUGGUGACAGAUGUGAAAACCAAAUUCACAGUUGCCGUGAUAUAACUUGUUUUAACGGUGGAACAUGUCUCGAAUCUAACGGCACAUGUGCAUGCAUUCCUGGUAGUACAGGGGAUAGAUGUCAGGAUCUGGGGCAACCAUGCAUCAUCACAAUGCCGAACGGCUCCACGUCUCCUUAUUGUCUCCAUAAUGGAAACUGUACGGUGACUGAAAAUGGAGCAUCUUGCAAUUGUGAUGGGACGGAUUACACCGGAAGAAGAUGCGAUAUUAAAGCCAACUUCAACUUCAAUUUGGUAUUCAAUGGGUUGGGUUAUGCUCCUGAUAUUGUCUCCAAACCAUUUUUCAACGUUUCAAUUGCUCAAUUCACGAUAUGCUCUUUUGUCCAAUACAAUCACCCAGCCAUCGAAUCAAAUGGAGCACAAGAUGGUUCUAUUCCAACUCUUCUCCCCUGGUUAAUUGCUAGAGGAUACGGAAAAUCCCAAAAGAUUGUGUUCGAUAACAAAGGAUUCUUCAUCUGCGACCCAGAUGACACGUGUACUCGAGAUGAACCUUCCAAAAGAACCAAUUACAGACCUACUACGAUUUCUGCAAACACUUGGCAUCAUUUCUGCAUCGUGAGUCCUGAGAAUCUGACAAGUCCGAGUUACACAAUCUACCUGGACGGUGUGCAGCUACUUCCGCAACUAGCUCCAAUAUUUAAUCCAGGACCAAGCGGAUAUCUGCAGUUAGCUCCACCUGAUCUAACCAACAAAACUUAUAACCGAUUUGUUGGAAUGAUUUCAAUGACUCAGCUAUACAUCAUACGAUUGAAUGAAACGCAAAUCGGACAAUUGGCUUAUGAUUGCUAUACUACAAUAAACGAAACCAGCUCUGAAAUAGCAAGCAACACAUUGAUCAGUUGGAAUGGGGGUUUUACUCGCGUCUCUUCUUCAAACCCUGGAGUAUUCAUUGACCCAUCUGGAAUUUGUAGCAGUGUGAAAUGUAUGUUUGGAAGGCAGGCAAACUCCAACAAUUAUAAUUCAACUGGAUCUUGUGCCAAGGAUAGAAUCUCGCCGACCGUGUUGAGAUGUCCUCUGAACAAAUAUGUAACUACUUCGGAAGAUUUCAUCAAAGUCAAAUGGUCAGAUGACGAAAUCUCAUUUUUCGAUAACAUUGGAGUCGUUCGAGUCGAAGUUAACUAUCAUAACGGUCAGCAAUUUGGAAUUGGAAUAACUGCAGUCAGAUACAUUGCUUUUGACGCUGCUGGAAAUUCUGCAGAAUGCACUUUCGAUGUUGUCGUAGUUCAGAAGGCGUGUCCUUCUGAAAGUCAAAUCUUCGUUAAAGGAGGAACGAUUCGUUUUGGAACUACGAGAAUGGCACCUUUCACAUCGAAAGUCGCUUUUGUGGAGUGUAAUGAUAAACUAUAUCCAGUUGAAAAUCGACCAAAGUUCUAUGUUUGUGAUAUUAUGGGUGAUUUUCAAUACGGUGGAUGGUUGGAUGAUACACAAAGAAAAUAUUAUCUUCCGGCAUGUGGAAAAACAGUGCCAGCCGAGCAAGCAAUUAAUGGGACAGUUGUGGGGGAUGGUACCUGUGAACACGUUUAUCGAAAACUUUAUGACAUCAUUUGGACUUCUGUCAAUUGUGAUAAAAUUGCUUCGUGUCAUAUUUCUAUUCGUCCUCCAUGCAACAAAACUUCAAUUGGUAGCAUGGCAGAUGUGGAAAGCGGAAGUUAUGCACUACAGUAUACCUUUUCAACAAAAAAUGCGACGGAGACAAUCAGUACAACAGUGUUGUCUCAACUUCAAACAAACUUUACAUUAGUUCGACAGGAUUCCACUGUCGACUGUGAUCCAUCCUACCCGAUCCACGAUACAACUGGGACUAUCACUACUUGUGUGAGUUGUGCUGAAGGAACAUUUGCCAAUGUCACACAGAAUCAGUGUAUGGAAUGUCCAGCAAAUACUUAUCGAUCCUCAUCGAAUCCUGACCAGCUAUCAUGCACUCAAUGUCCGGAUGGCACGACAACUGGAGAAGUGACAGGAGCUUUUGACGAAUCGCAGUGUUAUAAAAUCUGCCCAAUUGGACAAUACGAAUCGAAUGGCGUCUGCCUUCGAUGCCCUGUCGGAACGUUCGGACCAACUGAAGGACUUCAGAGAUGCAUAUGUUGUGGUUUCGAUAUUUCAACUUAUGGAGAUGAAUCUAAAACCUUCGAUGACUGCACAAAAGUUUGCGAUCCUGGUCAGGAAAUGAUCAGAAGUGCAGACAAAAUAGAGCCAUAUUGUCAUGUUUGUGAUGUUGGAUUCUAUAAAGAGGGUUCUCGAGGUGCAUGUAUUCAGUGCCCACGUGGAUUGAUCACUUCUUCAAAAGGUUCGAAAUCCAUAAAUGACUGCAACGUUCUUAACUGCAUUGAUGCUAACACACGGAGAAACGGAAAUAUAACAGCUGGACCGAACACAACUUAUAGUCAAAUGUGCAUCACUUGUGAACAGGGAACAUUCCAGAACCAAACGAAUAGUGACCACUGUAUACCAUGUACUGAUCUCUCAGAAGAUGCCAUCGACGUUCCUGUAACAUGUCAAUCGACGUGUUCAGCUGAUAUCCCAACCGAAGGAUGUAACUGUCAGCUACAAUCUAGCGGGAACAAUUCAUUGAUCAUUAGGAAUUGUGUGCCAGAAGUGAAACCAGCUCAUCAGAAUUCGAACGCAAUCAAAAUAGUAUUGCCAAUAGUUUUCGGAGUUUUGCUUAUUAUAGUUCUGGUGGUUCUGUUUUGCUUCAGAAAACAGUAA